Grammomys surdaster is the source of this 285-nucleotide messenger RNA. It is a transcript of the gene Ccl26, whose product is annotated as C-C motif chemokine ligand 26. The transcript is spliced from 3 exons. Gene Ontology annotation, biological process: cellular response to type II interferon; immune response; cellular response to tumor necrosis factor. NCBI's taxonomy places the organism in Eukaryota, Metazoa, Chordata, Mammalia, Rodentia, Muridae. Gene Ontology annotation, molecular function: chemokine activity; CCR chemokine receptor binding. Gene Ontology annotation, cellular component: extracellular region. The record is from RefSeq and is a predicted model, not a curated record.
AUGAAGACCUUCUCUUUGGGUUUCAUUGUUCUCCCGGCUGUCUUCCUCAGUGUCCAGCUUGGUGUUGCCACAUGUGGGAGCGACGUCCGUAUGCUCUGCUGCCCCUAUUUCAGCCACUGCGUGUUCCCGUGACACUGGCUGUACAGCUAUAUGUUCACCGAAAGCAGCUGCACCAAUGAGGGUGUGAUAUUCACUACAAAAACAGAUAAGCAAUUCUGUGACCAGCCAGAGGCCAAGCGGGUGCGGAGGUAUAUCUCUUUGUUGAAUACCAAGAAGCAUUCGUGA